AUGGCCAUCUCACGCAAGCGUAAAGUAGAUGAAGUUGGGGAGGCUAACAAAAAACCAACCAAGAGUCAAUCUAAAUCUACUGUUUCAUGUAAUCACGUAACAGACGCGGCGACUGACGAAACCAAUACAAGGUUACGGAAGAAACAAAAGAAAGUAGACAAAACGGAAGCUCAAGAUAUGCCACUUGCUCCUCGAACAUUGGUAGAUACUCUGAAGAAGCCAAUGCUUGUUGGUGCGCAUGUUUCUGCUGCAGGAGGAGUGCAAAAUUCUGUAAAAAACGCGCUUCACAUCGGAGGUAACGCGUUCGCCUUGUUCCUAAAAUCCCAGCGUAAAUGGAUAAGCCCGCCUCUUAGUACUGAAUCCCGCGAUCAGUUUAAAGUACAAUGCCUUGAAAAUAGCUACGAUGCGGCGAAGCAUAUCCUACCACACGGAUCCUAUCUCGUCAAUCUCGCUCAAUCAGACCCUGAGAAAGCUCAACAAGCAUACACCAACUUCGUCGAUGACCUUCACCGCUGUGAAGAGCUAGGGAUUAGACUAUAUAACUUUCAUCCAGGAAACUCGGGGAAAAACCAACGCCAUGAAGCAAUCCAAAAUAUCGCAACACAACUUAACAAGGCGCACAAAGCCACUAAAACAGUAAUUACACUCCUUGAAAAUAUGGCAGGUGCCGGAAACGUGAUAGGGUCAACAUGGGAAGAUUUACGUGAUAUAAUUUCGCUCAUUGACGACAAGUCUCGAGUUGGAGUUUGUCUUGAUACCUGCCAUACAUUUGCUGCGGGAUACGAUUUGAGAACCCCAGAAGCCUUUGAAGCAACUAUGAAUAGAUUUUCUAGCAUUGUUGGGAUGCCCUACUUAAAAGCGUUGCAUCUUAAUGACAGCAAGGCACCAUUUUCAUCAAAUCGAGAUGUGCACGGCAAUAUAGGUACUGGAUUUCUUGGUUUGACGGCUUUUCACAGCGUUAUGAAUUAUGGACCAUUUCAAGGUCUUCCUAUGAUAUUAGAAACCCCUAUCGAUGUAAAAACUGCUGAGGGGAAAACCGUAGAGGACAAAAGCAUUUGGGCCAAGGAAAUUCGGCUACUAGAAAGUCUCAUAGAUGUUGACCUUGAUACUGAAACUUUCAAAGAGGAGUCGGAGAAAUUGCAAAGACUUGGAGCAACGGAUCGAAAGAAAUUUCAGGCACAAGUAGAAAAAAAGAUAAGCGAGGCGGACAAAAAGCAGCAAAAAACUUUGGAUAUGAUGCUCAAAGGUACGAAGUCAAAAAGAAAAGGAAAGCCAAAAAAAGAUGAAACAGAGCUUGAUUCAGAGGAUUCAGAUGUGGGCUGCAAACAUUGA
Blumeria graminis f. sp. triticale is the source of this 1332-nucleotide messenger RNA. NCBI's taxonomy places the organism in Eukaryota, Fungi, Ascomycota, Leotiomycetes, Helotiales, Erysiphaceae. The record is from the annotation of a GenBank genome assembly.